This is a messenger RNA of Durio zibethinus, 818 nucleotides long. The record is from RefSeq and is a predicted model, not a curated record. NCBI's taxonomy places the organism in Eukaryota, Viridiplantae, Streptophyta, Magnoliopsida, Malvales, Malvaceae.
UACACAAAAAAUAGAGAGAUGGCAAGAACAUUUUCAAUCCAUGCAUUAAUAAUUCUGCUUAUUCUUCUGCAAUUGUCCUCCUACUUUAACACAUGCUCAGCCACUACAAAAUCUCAUUUAAGUCACCAUAGAAACAAAGAGUAUAUAAAAAAUUCUUGCAGUGCUACAACUUAUCCCAAGUUGUGCUAUAAAUCUCUGGCUCACCAUGCAAGCAAAAUCCAAGGCAACCCCAAGCUAUUAGCCCAUGCGGCUCUCAACGCGACAUUUUUUGCGGCCAAAGCAACUUCAAGGUUGCUAAGAGAUAUGUCAACAUUCCAUGGGUUGAGACGUAAUGAAGCUGCAGCCAUGAUAGAUUGUGUUGAAGAUGUAAGUGACGCAGUGCAGAAGUUGCAGAAGUCUACAAAGGAGAUGGACCGUACCGAAGGCUCUGAUCAUCUUCGGGUUCAAAUGAACGAUAUUCAAAUGUGGGUGAACACAGCGUUGGAGGAAGAGGAGACAUGUAUGAAUGCAUUGGCUAAUAAGGCCAUCAAACAUAGGGUGAAGAAUGGAGUGAGGAGACGCAUUAUUAAAGUUGCCCAUUUGACAAGCAAUGCAUUAGCACUUGUUAAGAGCUUUGCCUUGGCUGAGAAGAAUUCACCUUAAUUUGCUUCUUGGAAAUAUUAUUAAGGCAUACAUAUUUGAGAAUAAUGGAAGCAACUUAUACAUGAUUGCUUCCAAUUAAUCGUUCUUUACAAUUUGAACUGUUAUUAAUAAUCCUAUUCUGUAUAAAACUGGGUUUUUACCUUUUCUCUGGAGUUAUUUUUGUGCAUAUUCAAGUG